CAAAUGAUCACGCAUGCGCAUUCAUUCAACCAAGAUUUUACGAUUUUACGUUAGUGCGAAGAUUGUAAUCAUGUUUGGAAUUACGGGUAUUCUCGACGAUGUCUUGGGUGAUGAGGUAAAACCAAAAAAGCGAUCCCAUUUAAAAACAGCCUUGGAGUUGCAUGAAAAUGAUGACAGAGAUAAAUGCAAGUCUUUAGACUUUCUACAGUUGGAAGAUGCUAUUCUUGUGCUAUUGGCUAGAGGUUUAGAAAAGGACUUACGAUCUUUAAUAAGAGGUUUCGUUAAUAUUGGAGAAUUAAGAUUUCAAAACUUCCUCACUAUAUGGAAUGAGCAAAACUUCCAUACAAUAUUUUUUCAAAAAUCAUCUUAUAAGAUGGUGAGAGUAACAACACUAAUUAGCUAUUUUAGAGUUUUAUCUAUGCUGGAUAAUGCUGAAGUCUUAAAAGUGGUUGCUGUAUUAUAUUGCUUAUAUUGCCUGUUCAAUGUUCAAGUAUGUUUACCGAAAGUUAGAAUUCCUAUUACAAUGGAGAAAUUUGAAUACUUUAAAGACUUGUCCGACCAUUCAUUACAAACUGGACAAUAUGACGUUUAUUAUUGUUUUAGAAAAAUGCAAACUCUGCAAGCCUUUGAUUUUGUAGUAAAGGAAUCAAUUGGUCUACCGUAUUUUUCUAUUAGAUUUGGUAAAAGUAUAUUUAAAGAACUUGAAAUAAACAAUCCCGCUUCUGCUCCUGAAGAAGAUAAACCAAUUUUGGAAAAAGUUGGCGUCGCAAAUGAAGAUCUUGAUUAUUAUAAAGGAAUACUAGAUAGUUAUCACGCCCAUAGAAUGGAUUUAGCAUUGAAAAGGGAUACAUUUUCAAUAUCCUACUCCUCUCAAAAAUUCUAUGAUAACUUAGUAGCGAGUAUGGAAAAGUUCGAUAAAUGGAAAACUAUCAACCCGGGCCAGAGCUUAGAUGAGAACGCUGAUAUUGACGAUAUUAACUUUUCCGACGAUGAGCUACACGAAAUUUUGAGCCACAAACAAGAAAGAUGUGAUGAUUCGGAUGAUGAAGAUUUUGUACCUCCAUCAAAGGAAGAAGUUGUAAGCAAACCGAAAAAGCUUACCAGAAGACAAGAAAUUAUAUCUAGAGCUUUUCAAACACAAGUUGAAGCUUCCGUCCAUAAAACAAAAAAAACGGUUUGCUUUGAUGAGGAGAGUAUAACGACGAAAGAUUCAGACGUGAGUGACAAUGACAGUGUAAGAAGAAGUAAAAAAUCAAGAACAAAAAUGGUCUCUAUUAGACAUUAA
Messenger RNA from Dimorphilus gyrociliatus, 1285 nucleotides. Lineage: Eukaryota; Metazoa; Annelida; Polychaeta; Dinophilidae. The record is from the annotation of a GenBank genome assembly.